AUGACUUUUGGCGUCACCCAACCCGAAUUUGGCGAAGGCUGUGCCGUCGUCUUCGGCGGCUCGGGCGGCCUCGGCCGCGCGAGCGCUGGCCUGAUUGCGGAGCGCGGUUCCAACGUUGUCGUCACCUACCGGUCGCGCCGCGCCGAAGCCGAGUCCCUGGUCGAGGAGCUACGCAAGCUCGGGCGCCAGGCGAGCGCGAUAGCCUGCGAUGUUACCGACCUCAAGGCGGUCGAGGCCGUUUUCAAGCAUGCUGUGGACACAUACAAGCGCGUGCACACGGUAGUGUCCGCCGGCGGCCUAGUGUUCGAUACGGGCCCGCUGGCGGAGUUCAAGGAGGAGUCCUUCCGCGGCGUCAUCGAGACCGACGUCUAUGGCUUCUACAACAUCGCCAAGGCCGGCGUUCCAGUACUGCGAGAGGCAAAGGGUGGCUCGUUCGUCGCCCUGAUCACCAGCGCAGUGAAUCGCACCGUGCCGUGCGAUGCGCUCUCGGCCACGCCCAAGGCGGCGGUGGCCAUGAUGGUGCGCCAACUCGCCACCGAGGAAGCUGAUCACGGCAUUCGGGCCAAUGCCGUGGGACCCGGCGUUAUCAACGCCGGUAUGGUGCUGCCGAUGAUGGAGACGCCGACGCGAGCGCUGCUGGAGGGCGCCACUGCGGUGACGCCGCUUAAGCGCUGGGGAGAGGCUGCCGAAAUCGCCGAGGCAGUGGCUUUCCUGGCCUCAUCGAAGGCAUCCUUUAUCACUGGCCAGAUCUUGAUGGUCGACGGCGGUCUUGCUGCCUAG
This is a messenger RNA of Colletotrichum siamense, 780 nucleotides long. RefSeq names its product 3-oxoacyl-[acyl-carrier-protein] reductase FabG (gene fabG-1). The coding region runs from base 1 to 780 and encodes 259 amino acids. The transcript has a single exon. NCBI's taxonomy places the organism in Eukaryota, Fungi, Ascomycota, Sordariomycetes, Glomerellales, Glomerellaceae. The record is from RefSeq and is a predicted model, not a curated record.